GCGGGAGCAGGAGGAGGAGAAGGAGGAGGAGGAAGAGGAGGAGGAGGCGGUGUUUCCGGGAGCUGCGCAGGCGUUGCUCGCACCUUGUUGAUUAGUCAGUGCUGGGAGCGCUGCUAUGGCGUUUCUCAGACCAGCGGCUCCUCCUCACACACUAGAAGCCGAGGGAAGGAGGAGAGAGAGGAGGAGGAGGAGAGUAGCGGGCAGCCGCCGCAGCUGCAAUCGGGGGGCUGGAGGAGGAGCAGCAGCAGCAGGAAUAGGAAUAGAAGCAGCAAAACUAUCACCGCCGCCAGCCCCAGCAGCAGCCACCACCGCCAGGGUUUCUCCUUAGUCCUUCUUCUCGGUAAGGGAACCCGGGGCUUCUCAGCCAUGUCCCGCAGCUGCAGCUGCAACAGCAGCAGCCGCAGCAGCAACAGCAACAGCAGCAGCAGCAGCAGCAGCGGCUGAGCCAGGAGCAAAGCGCUCUCCACCCCCACCCUCAAGCCCUCCUGCACCCGGCUGCCGGCGAGACCUGUCUGUUCUCCAGCUUCAGCCCCUCACCCUCACCGCACCCCACCCCCGGCAGCGCCCGAGGAGACGGAGGAGGAGAGGAGGUGGCGGUGGUAGUGGACUGGAAAGGGUGGGGGGAGGUGAAGAAGGAGGCUAAGAAGAUGGAUCCAGCCCCCUCGCAGGGCUAUAGUCUGAAGGAUGUGAAGUGGAGUUCGGGGGCCGUUCCGCUGGACUUGCUGGUUAGCACUUAUCGGCUGCCCCAGAUCGCCCGGCUGGACAGCGGAGAAUCUGUGGAAGGUCUUCGAGAGAAUGACUACCUUCUGAUUCAUUCCUGCCGACAGUGGACAACAAUCACAGCACAUAGCCUGGAGGAAGGUCACUAUGUCAUUGGGCCAAAGAUAGAAAUCCCUGUGCAUUAUGCAGGGCAGUUUAAGCUGCUGGAACAAGACCGGGAUAUUAAGGAACCAGUGCAGUAUUUUAACAGUGUGGAGGAGGUGGCGAAAGCAUUUCCUGAACGAGUUUACGUCAUGGAGGAAAUAACAUUCAACGUGAAGGUUGCUGCAGGAGAAUGUAAUGAAGACACAGAAGUUUACAACAUCACUCUUUGCACUGGGGAUGAACUCACUUUAAUGGGACAGGCAGAAAUCCUUUAUGCAAAGACCUACAAAGAGAAGUCACGAUUCAACACAAUCUUCAAAAAGAUCGGGAAACUCAAUUCCAUCGGCAAGCUGGGUAAAGGCAAAAUGCCGUGCCUCAUCUGCAUGAACCACAGGACCAACGAAAGCAUCAGCCUCCCAUUCCAGUGCAAGGGCCGAUUUAGUACCCGCAGCCCGCUGGAGCUCCAGAUGCAGGAGGGUGAACACACCAUCCGCAACAUCGUGGAGAAGACCAGGCUGCCCGUCAAUGUGACGGUGCCCAGCCCUCCUCCCAGGAACCCCUACGACCUCCACUUCAUCCGCGAGGGCCACCGCUACAAGUUUGUGAACAUCCAGACCAAGACCGUGGUGGUGUGCUGUGUGCUCCGGGGCAGCAAGGUCCUGCCCAUGCAUUUCCCUUUGCACUUGACCGUCCCCAAGUUUAGCCUCCCCGAGAACCUCACGAAGGGAGAGAUCUGGCCCGAUUCCCUGGUCCAGCACUGGCUCGGCGUCUGCCAAGAACAGUUCGACAUCGAUGAGUACUCCCGCGCCGUCCGUGAUGUGAAGACAGACUGGAACGACGAGUGUAAAAGCCCCAAAAAGAGCCGGUGUUCCAGUCACAACCACAUCCCCAAUUCCCUCAGCUACGCCCGGGACGAGUUAACGCAGUCUUUCCACCGGCUCUCUGUCUGCGUGUAUGGGAAUAACCUACAUGGCAACAGCGAAGUCAACCUGCAUGGCUGCAGGGAUCUGGGAGGCGAGUGGACCCCCUUUUCUCACGACACCCUCCAGUACCAGGACUCUGGCGACAGCGGGAGCGAUUACCUUUUCCCCGAAGUGGGCGAUGAAUCCGUGGGUCUCUCCUCGAAGCCAGAACUCCCUUAUGAAGAGCUGUGGCUAGACCAAGGCAAGACGGACAGCCAACCCCUUACGGGCUCCUUGAGUGAAAAAGCCAAAUGUGAUAAUUACAGAAGCUCUAUUCGCUCCAAAUGUAGCACUUCUUCUCUCCCCGUGGCCGGGACGCUGGCGACCACAACGUCUUCAGAUGUGGCCCUACCUCCACCUCCAGUGCCUCCAAAAUCUGAAGCUGUUAGGGAAGAAUGCCGACUCCUGAAUGCACCCCCUGUUCCACCUAGAAGCGCAAAACCUUCGUCUACGAGUCCCUCCGUUCCCCCUCGAUCAGCUAAACCAGUAAGGCAACAGACACGUUCUCCCAGCCCUACCUUGUCGUAUUAUUCUUCAGGGCUGCACAACAUUGUCUCUGAGAAUGACCCAACAAGUCCAUCAGAAAGUGCUUCUGUUUCCUGCUAUCCCUGUAACAGGAUGAAGACCGAGUCUUUAGAACUUAACAGAUCUCCCUUCGGAAGCCCUCCUGCUGAACCUCUGUCCUCGAGACUGUCAUGGCCUAGUCAUUUCUUGGGAGCAUCUGAGAGUGAGAACAGGAACGACUUCCUGUUGGAUCCAAGCAGAAGUUAUAGUUACCCCAGGCAGAAGACACCGGGCACCCCAAAAAGGAACUGUCCAGCCCCUUUUGAUUUUGAAGGGGGUGAGCUCUCGGCAGGCUCUACCCAGUCAGGUCCAGCAGAGUUCAGCGGGGGCAUGUCUGGGUGUCCCAAGUCAGCCAGCUACUCCUUAGAGUGCACAGAUGAGAAGACCCUGGCCUCUAGCCCAGCAAAGCAGAGUCACUCAUGCCCAGCCUUGCCCCCGAGGGCACCCAAAUUAACUGAGGAGAAACCAGCCCCAGAAUCCUUUCCUUUGCCUCUGAAAAUUGAUGGUGCUGAGGAAGACCCCAAGCCUGACUCGCCAGACCUCUCGGAGGAUCAGUAUUUUGUGAAAAAAGGCGCACAAGACAUUUUCUCUAUCUCUUACCCUUUUUCCUCACCCCUUCACCUCCAGCUAGCUCCAAGGUCUUGUGGUGAUGGUUCCCCCUGGCAACCACCCACCGACCUGUCGGGACUUUCUAUAGAGGAAGUGUCCAAAUCCCUACGGUUCAUUGGUUUGUCAGAAGACGUCAUCUCGUUCUUUGUUACUGAAAAGAUUGAUGGGAAUUUGCUCGUGCAGCUAACCGAAGAGAUCCUCUCAGAGGACUUCAAGUUGAGCAAACUCCAGGUGAAGAAAAUACUUCAAUUUAUUAAUGGCUGGAGGCCCAAGAUAUAGCCCAGUGACCCAUGUGGCGUGGAAUAAAACUGAUGGAUUGAUGUGCUAGAAGGGAUAGGGCUUGGUACAUAAUUUCAUUAUUAUUAUUAUUGUUAUUAUUAUUAUUAUUAAUUAUUAUUUUGCACUAAAACCCCUCUGUAAAUAGUGGUAGAAACUUUUACUAUGCAGAUUAAGUUUUUGGAUGGUGAACCAGGCUAUUUUGUACGUCAAUAAAAAUGCCGUAGAGAACACUUUAGAGGUGUGCCUUGUACAUCACUCAACACCCAGCAGCUGCUAAAAAAAGAAAAGGGAAGCUAAGAUGUUUGUCCAGAUAGGUUUAUGCUAAGAAGAUGUGAUAUUCAUUAUUGAACAGCCAAAGCUAAAAGAUGUAAAUCCCAAAUACACUUGUGACCAAGAAUCCUUUUCUUUUGGGGGGUUGACUUCAGACGGUUAACUAGAUGCUGUGCUCUGUCUGGUGGCUUGUUUAAUGCUAAUUCUUUUGAUUCUAGUGCCUGAAAAUGUUUUAAGGUGGUUAUGCUAAUCCUCUGAAAAUGAAAAUGUCAUACGGUUAGGGCAGUUCUCUUUACCCAAAGUUGUCAAUGUACUGAAAGUCACAUGUUGAUAGAAUUAAGCUAUGUUACAUGCCCUAAGUAAUAAUAAACAAUGAUAAUAGUCAUUUACCUAUAACUACUGCUGAUUUUGUUGAGCAGAGAAAAAUUGCAAUAUUCAAUGAGUAUGUUUCAAAACGACAUUCUGAGUCAGAUCAUUUAAAUAAUAGUUUAAACUCUCCAUCAAGAUCAGGACUUGGAAAUGUGGCUUAUACGUCAUUUACUUUCACAGAAAUAGCAUGGACAUGGUGAUUGCUAAGAUUUCUUAGAAUCCUGGGACUCAGAUGUGAAUCUUCUCAUACUUCUUAAUAAAGGAAACUGAAGCCAGAAUGUUACAGAAUGACUUUAUCUCUUCCAUUUUGGAGUCAGAGAAUAAACCUUUUGCAUCAGUGCACCAUUAUCCUUGGGAAAUUCUGAGGCUCAACAUACAUCCAACUUAGAUUCAUUCUACCAAUAGGGGCAAACUUGGAAACCAUCCAUCUAAAUAUGUCCGCCAUAUGUUUCAUGCAUUGGCUGAGUCUAGAAAUGAUAUUCUUCAUUUAUUGCAUUAUGUUCUCUGGUCCUUCUACGAAUUAGAAACAUUAAAAAUAAAUACUUGGGGUCCCAAAAAUCUUAGUGGUGUAUUAGGUUAUGACAAUUUAAAGCCAAACUAAAAUUUUUGGGAUGCUUUAAGACAUCUUCAUGAACUCUUCUAUCUGUCCCUCCAACCCCAGCCAAAAUCCAUUUCUGAUUUUCUCUUCUAAAACUAAAGAGUAAUCAUUUGGCCCAGACAGGAUUACAAGUCAAUAGAAACAUUCAAGUUCUUCCUUCAACAUUUAAAGGAACCCCUUCUACUCUUGAGUUUCAAUUUUAUGAGGUAGAUCCUCCCAGCAUCAUGUUUUCCAGACAUUUUGGGGGGUAUGUCUUAGUAGGUCUAUCAUUAAUUGGUGAGAUUUGUUGUUGGACUGGACCAGGCAGAUGCACUCGCCACAUAUCUCAUUCUGUCUUGUCUUCUGUUGUUUUUUUUUUGGGGAGGGGGCAGGAUUUUUCUUGAGUUUGUGUGCCCCAUGUGCCUCCCUGCCUGGCUCAUUCUAACUAACUGAUGUUGUUUUUGUCCUAGAUGAUAAACUCUCAUGCUCAUCCUUCAGGAGUUAGCUUUAAUCCAUGUCAUGACAAGGGAAUUGCAAUAUACUAACAUAAUAAAAAGAAAUAACUUUUGAUUUUUAUCAUCUCAUUUUUUUUUCUUUUCAUAAGCAUCUGUGAUAACAUAAAGGACAAGGAGACUUUUUCCCCUCCUUUCCUUAAAACAGCUGAAAAACCCCUUCCUGAAACUGAAUGUUAGAAGAUAAUUCCAGAGAAUGUACAACCUGGUAGUGUGAUCUUGACCAAGCCACUUAGCCCCCGUUGGGGCUGUAGGCUACUCUUUAAGACCAGAAUUUAGACAGCAGGUAGUGGUCUGCAUUGGGAGAGGGAAUUCCUUAUCUAGAGCUCUCUAAACCAAUGAAAUCAUGGGUCUGGUUUAAAAAAAAAAGUGACUGGCAAAAAGGAAAGAUGUUGCUUUGUAGCCUCCUCUCAUUGUAUGUGAGAAACGUCAUCUUAUUUUCUGGUCAGAGAUCUGCUCGGAAUGGACCUUAAAAGCCAUCUAGGGUAAUCCUCUCGUGUUAUACAUAUUUUUAAAAAGAGACUCCAGGAUGUUAAGUGACUUGCCUACAAGUUACAUGAGUGGUCCAUAAUGUAUGGUGGAUAGAAUGCCACCCUGAGCAUUAAGAAGAUUGGGUUCAAGUCUUGCUUCAGACAUACAUUAGCUUUGUGACCACAGACAAAUCACUCAUCCUCUCGAUGUCACUUUGCCAUUCUAAGACUGAAAGAUUAAAGGGAAAAGAGCCAGUCUAUAUUGGUAAAGGCAGUUUUCACACCAGGAGUUGCCUACAUUGAAAAAAAUAAUAAAGUUACAUUAAAAAAAAAAUCCGAUUUAGAGGAGACCAUGAUCCUCAGUUUAAAACGUUUUAAUCUGUUUCUUUGGAAGAGAAAGAAUAUAUUCUAACCCUGACUUUGGAAAGGUUUCUUCUAGCUCUACCUUGAUGAAUUCAUUUUAGUCUCUUGGUAUUUAGCCGCACAGUUCCUCAGUUUAGGAAGGACAGCAAGGCUGAGUUUUUACAGUCUUCACCCUGACCAAAAAUGGGAAUUCAACCCUUGUUGCUUUGUUUCUGCCUAACUAGAAGUUCCUUAAGAAAAAAUAAUUGAUUGAAAAUGGUCUUCUGUUUGCCACCAAGAAAAUAAUUUGAAAUAUGAAAAUAAUUCUCUUGUUGUUGAAGGCAGGAAAGAUGAUGUCAAGAUUGUUGAUAAUGACUUCCUCUGAAAUUUGCUAAUUUAAUAAAUUGAGUACAUACUUUAAAAAAGCAAAACCCUUACCUUCCAUCUUAGAAAUGAUACUGGGUAUAGGUUCCAAUGCAGGAAAGCAGUAAGAGCUAGGCAAUGGGAGUUAAGUGACUUGUUGUCACAUAACUAGGAAAUAUGUGACAUCAGAUUUGAACCCAGUAACUUGUCUUUGGCCUGGUUCUCCAUCCACUAAGCCACCUUGCUGCCCCCAAGGUACAUGCUUUUUGAAAGAGAUUUCUCUCCCCUGUGCCUUCCUCUCUCCCAGACACCUUGGAAAAAGAGGGAUGAUAAAAACACCAUUUGAUAUUGUCUAAAAUCAUUAAAGCUAGAAAUACUUUUAUUAUAAAAUUCCAUUAUCUUCUGCCAAUAUUUCUCUGACUAUUUCACUUCUGUGUUUCUGUUAUGGAUUGGGGGGUCCCUUUUUUUCAACAAUUAUAAUAAAUAUCUUGUCAUCUCUAAACCAUAAAUAAGCAUAAGCUACAGUAAGCAAAUAUAGAGCUUGGUGGCUGUUGUCAACACUCCUCAGACACCCGGACUAGACAGGGCAUGAAUAGCUCUGUAAGAGAGUCAGAGCUAUAACAAGGAACAGGGUGCAGAAGUGCAGAGGAAAUGUUUUCAUUCUUACCACCGAGGUCUUGCCGCCAGAACUCGAAGUUUACAUAUAGACAGCCCCAGAGGUAAGGCCCAUCAAGGCCAAAAAAAAGUCAGUGAGGCUCCCUCGUGGCCCAGAGGGUUCGGUUAUUUCCUGGGGUCCACAGAGUAGGCAGAGAUCACAUCCAUUUAGUAACCUUUCUGAAGUCAUGGCCCACCCACUAAACUCUAAAAUGGAACUUGUGUUAGGAGAAAUGAUUCUUUUAUCCCAGGAGCUCAUGGGCAGUUAUAGACAAUCCUUACAAAAUAGGGGAAAUUAAAUUCACACCUUUCCAAACCUGUUGAGCUAUGGACUUCUCUUUAACCCAAACUGCCUAACUUUGCAAAUAGAGAAAAUUCCCUGUUUUGCUCUGCAUUAGCUAUUGACUUUGAUAAAGGCCCAGUUAACCACCCAGAGCAAUUAUGUGGAAAGCUUUCCUGUGUGGAAAUAACAAAACAAUCCCCCCCAAAAAUGGAAAAUGUUAUAAGAAGGGUUUGCAUCAGACAAAUAUUCUCCUCUGUAUUAGCUAUGAGCUUUCCCCAAGAAGUGGGCAUAUAAGGAUAAAUCAAUGUUCUUCCUGUCCUUUUGAGCAGCAAGAGACUAUUUCUUUUUAUUUUGAGAUGAUUUUAAUUUUGUUUUGAACGUAUAACACCAAAUAAAAUUGGUAUGUAAAUAUAUACAUAUACAUGUGUAUAUAUAAUACACAGUACAUGUGUGUACAUAUAUACUACAUGUGUGUGAAUAUAUAUUAUAAAUAUAUAUUAAUUUUAAAAAGAAGAUUGUAUAUGAAACCACAGGUCUCUGUCAUUAAUUUUUAAGUUUAUAAUAAAUUUAGCCUUGUAACUGUAGGCUUCUUUCUGACCUUUCUAACAUCUCGGGAAGAUAGUCUUCACGCUCAUGAAGUAGCCUCUCAGUGUUCAGGAUGGCAGACUUCCUGACUAACUGAUGGUCCCAAAGUCAACAAAGACCUGAGGGGUCUGAGUUAGUCACCCAGGUUUUGACUCCCAAGCUCUUCUUCCACAUACAGUAGUAUGCAACCCAAAAAAAAGCAAAGUAGACUAUUGUAUGCAGCUUUAGGGAGAUGUCCUCCAUUAAUUAGCUCACUCAUUAACAAUGACUUCAUCUUAUUAUUAACUAGGCCAAGGUUUCAGCCUGUUGAGGCCAAGUCCAUUAAAAAAAAAAGACAGUGAAAAUGCUGAUAGCUAAGACUUUGCUUUGGGGUUGGGGGGGGGGCAUGAUAUCGCUUAGAAAUUUGAAUGGCAACUUUUGGCUAAAACUUUACAAUAAGACUUCAAAACUUCAUGUUUUGAAAUUCACCUCAUUUUAAGUUUUAAGUCAUAAAGAAAAUAUAAUGCAUAAAAAAUUACUUUCAAGUUUUUUUCUGUUUUUGCUGUUUUAUAUCUGUUUUUUUAUUCUAUAAUCUAUGGAUAUUAGAGCUCCUUCAAUUAAACUGACCUUGUUUCAAUUCUGCAGGUUUUCUUGGCUUCCAAACCCAUAUAGUUUAAUUUCUUAGAUAAAAAUGUGUUUCCCCUUUGCGUGUUAAAUUCUUAUUUGAAACAUUGUAUGAGCUGUCUAAAAUUAGAAAGAACUUAAUUGAUGAUUAGACUUUCUGAAGGUUUGGGGUGACUUGAAUCUAAGAAAUGUAUGGAUUUUUUAAAGUAUUUUGUAACCAUUUUUACUUAAGUUCUUUACUUGGAAAACUUGGAUUGUCAACUACAACUUAACCAAUACAUUCUUUUCCGGAGCAUUACCUAAUGGACCCAUUAUGUACCUCAAGAGCAACAGUAUGUUAAGUUUAAACUCAUUGUUGAAUGAUUGCAAUGAUGUCCAUCAAUAAAAGGAACUUUGUUAAAGUUG
Molecule: messenger RNA, 8711 nt
Organism: Monodelphis domestica (gray short-tailed opossum)
Lineage: Eukaryota; Metazoa; Chordata; Mammalia; Didelphimorphia; Didelphidae
Gene: GAREM1
Product: GRB2 associated regulator of MAPK1 subtype 1
Biological process (GO): epidermal growth factor receptor signaling pathway; cellular response to epidermal growth factor stimulus
Molecular function (GO): proline-rich region binding
Source: RefSeq, a predicted model, not a curated record